This is a messenger RNA of Dicentrarchus labrax (European seabass), 911 nucleotides long. Its product is annotated as dual specificity protein phosphatase family protein. The record is from RefSeq and is a predicted model, not a curated record. Lineage: Eukaryota; Metazoa; Chordata; Actinopteri; Moronidae. Bases 15 to 569 code for a protein of 184 amino acids. Gene Ontology annotation, molecular function: protein tyrosine/serine/threonine phosphatase activity; MAP kinase phosphatase activity. Gene Ontology annotation, biological process: negative regulation of MAPK cascade; protein dephosphorylation. The transcript has 3 exons. Gene Ontology annotation, cellular component: cytoplasm.
UGUGUCCAAGGAGAAUGUCAGGGAGCAAGCAGCCACAGGACCUGGCGCUCAUUAAGGAGCUAGAGCGCAUCCUGGAUUCCUGCACACUGGAGCUCACGCCAGUGGAUGAAGUCUGGCCCAACCUGUACAUAGGAAAUGUGGCUGUAGCACAGAAUAGAAAGACAUUACAUAAGCUUGGCAUCACUCAUGUCCUGAAUGCAGCGCACUACAAGCAGGGCAGCAUCGGUGACCAGAGUUUUUACGGGAACACCUGCGUUUACUUUGGCAUCCCAGCUGAGGAUUCAGAGCGCUUUGACCUCAGUCUGUACUUCAAACCUGCGGCUGACUUCAUACAUAAAGCUCUGAAGAGCAAAGACGGAAAAGUGUUGGUGCAUUGCAUCAUGGGCGUGAGUCGAUCGGCCACUUUGGUCCUGGCCUACUUGAUGCUUCGGCAGCGCCUCUCUCUGAGAGAUGCUCUGAGGCGUGUGGUCCAAAAAAGAGCAAUUUACCCCAACCAGAAUUUCCUGUCCCUCCUCCUCAAGCUGGAUGAGCGGCUGACGCUCAAACGGAGGAUGUGUCCUCUUCUCUGACAUCCCUCUUUCUCUCUUUCUCCACCUCCUUUAUACGCUCCUUCAUCACAUUACUCACCUCAAGUCCUGUCUCCACUUCCGUGUGUUAGUCUGAACUCUAAUCUGUAAAUAAUAAUUUGAUUUGUGUAUGAUGUAGUCAGAGGUGUGAGUUGGAUUAUUUCUGGUCUACUUUUUGACUUCUGGGUACAGCAGCAACGUGUUGUGAAAUAUUGUAAAUAUGUCUGAGUUUUGUUUUUCAUAUUCAAAUUGUAUUUAAAUGUCAGUAUUGUCAGGCACAAGCUUUGUAAAUACAGCUUCAUGACCUGUUGUGAAUGUCCAUUAAAGACAUUUUAUGAUAUUUCA